Messenger RNA from Musa acuminata subsp. malaccensis (wild Malaysian banana), 717 nucleotides. The record is from RefSeq and is a predicted model, not a curated record. NCBI's taxonomy places the organism in Eukaryota, Viridiplantae, Streptophyta, Magnoliopsida, Zingiberales, Musaceae.
CCUGAGGUCAGACAGUUUGGCUUGCCUCGUCAAGAUCGGCAUCUGCAUCUAUUGUUCUUCCUCCUUCUUCUCCUCCUCCACCACGUCAACUACACCGUCCUCCUGUUGCAGAGGAAGAUGGCAAGCUUCAACGGAGCAAGCCUGAGUAGCGCUCCCCCUACGACUGCUGCAGACUCUCCCAGCUGGCUCAACCGUGGCCGCGGCCACGUCUUCUGGAAGUCUCUGCGCUUGAAUGAAACCUCCACGGUCGGCCCUCCCCAUGGAGCCAGCUCAGCUCGAAACGCCCGACCUAAUCCCGCGACGCUUGCGUCGCUACCGAUCUUUGUGUUCUCGAUGGAUGGCGACGAGAAGCUGGAGUGCAGUGUGUGCUUAGCGGAGUUCAAACAAGCGGAGAGAGGGCGGCUCCUUCCAAGAUGCAACCAUAGGUUCCAUGCCGACUGCAUCGAUACGUGGUUGCAGUCGCACUCCACCUGCCCCAUCUGCCGCUCGGCCAUCGAAACUACAGCUCCCGACUCGGAGGACGCAGUAUGAUCGAUGCUUCACCUCUAUUCAGAGUGAAUUGAUGUUAGAAGAAGCAUAAGAUCUUGAACAAGGUUUUGAGAUUGAACUCGUAGCUUAAGAUGUUGUAUACGCCGUAUCUUUUCUAUCUGAUAUAUACAGAUCCUGCAUGAUAAAUGAAACCUCGUCGUCGUUGCUGCAUGCAUCAGCUUGUGUUUC